This is a messenger RNA of Nilaparvata lugens (brown planthopper), 655 nucleotides long. RefSeq names its product UDP-glucose 4-epimerase. Gene Ontology annotation, molecular function: UDP-glucose 4-epimerase activity. NCBI's taxonomy places the organism in Eukaryota, Metazoa, Arthropoda, Insecta, Hemiptera, Delphacidae. The record is from RefSeq and is a predicted model, not a curated record. Gene Ontology annotation, cellular component: cytosol. Gene Ontology annotation, biological process: beta-D-galactose catabolic process via UDP-galactose, Leloir pathway.
CACAAGAUAGACUGCGUUAUACACUUUGCGGCGUUGAAAGCAGUUGGAGAAUCAUGCCAAGAACCACUCAAGUAUUACAGCAACAAUGUCACGGGAUCUAUCACCUUGUUGAAGGUGAUGAAAGAGAAGAAUGUGACGAAAUUGGUGUUUUCUUCAUCAUCUACCGUCUAUGGAAAUCCUGAAUAUCUACCUAUAUGUGAAAAACAUCCAACUGGACGAAGCUGUACAAAUCCUUAUGGCAAAUCGAAAUACUUUGUUGAAGAAAUUCUCAGAGAUUUGGUGACUUCUGACAAGGCGAUGAAUGUGAUCUCACUGCGUUAUUUCAAUCCAGUCGGAGCUCAUUGUUCUGGCGAAAUCGGUGAAGAUCCGACGGGGGCACCCAACAAUCUGAUGCCCUAUGUUGCACAAGUGGCCAUUGGCAGGAGAAAAGAACUGCUCGUCUUUGGCAACGAUUAUGAUACCCCUGAUGGAACAGGUGUUCGAGAUUACAUCCAUAUAAUGGAUUUGGCUGAAGGACAUGUUGUUGCUCUUGAGAAUAUUCUGCAGACAUCUUCUGUGCAUCGAUUCAAUGUGUUCAAUUUGGGUACUGGAAGAGGCUACUCCGUUUUAGAGGUAAGAAUUUCCAAAACAAAAGUUAACCUCUGUUGCAUACUGG